Molecule: messenger RNA, 1014 nt
Organism: Auanema sp. JU1783
Lineage: Eukaryota; Metazoa; Nematoda; Chromadorea; Rhabditida; Rhabditidae
Source: the annotation of a GenBank genome assembly
AUGAAGCUAGAAGAAUGCUGGUUCCGUGUUACCCUCAAUUGUUUAUCGAUUCUCGGCAUCAUCGUAAUGACUAUUUCUUUUUAUUUGAUGCUGUUCGUCCCAGCAAAACUUAACUUCAUUUCUAAACUAGCUAUACAUGGACAUGAGAUCUCAUCGGGAAUCAGUCAAAUCUUCUUCACUAUAAUUGCAGUGCCCACAAUCACUCUACCAUGUAUUGGAAUAUACGUAGAAGGAGCCUUUUCUCAUUUUUCAAUAAUGAGUCCGCUGAGUAUAGCUUGGGCUGUCUUAAUAUUACUAAUUAUUGAAGGAUGGUUUGUAGGAUUUAUUUCUGUGAUCAGAGUCUUCGCUGUCUCCAUGAAUGUCAACGAAACUACAAAGAAACGAAUAUUGUUUUAUCAUUUCACUCACCUGCUUAUUCAAGUUUCCAUUUUCGUAUAUGGUGGCGUGAGUCUCAGUAAUGCUGGAGAAGUAGGACUGAACGAGUGCGAAAAGCUAGACAAAAACAUAGUAGAGCUCUACCGUUCGUAUUCAGAGUCCUCGAUUUAUUUCAUCCCAGCAGCAAAUACUACCCUUUAUUUCCUUAUAUGUGAUGGGUUGUUCUUAGCAAUAGUGUAUACAGUAGUUUCAUCAAUUUGUGGAAGUAUUUUACUCAAGCAUUUGAGAAGUCAAGCAACCGCAACACAGUCUUUCAAACAUUCGACUCGACAAAGAAAUUUCACUACAGCAGUAUUGUGCUUGUUAGUUAUCGAAGUAUUCGGCUUAGGUGCUCCUUGUGCUUACAUGGGUAUCUGCUGUAUGUUCAAACUCGGAUCCCCAAUUCACUCCCGAAUUUGUAUAAUGAUCAUUGCCAUCUACCCACUACUGGGUUGCUCCUGCAUUUGGCUGGCGAAUCCAGUCUAUAGAAACAGAAUAGGAAAGAUAGCUAGAAAAGUUUCAUUCAAUUUCUGGUCUAAAACUAGCACUCAGAAAGUAUCAGCUGCAGCCUUAUCUCGCCAGCAAACCUCCAGAAUUUGA